This is a messenger RNA of Phycodurus eques (leafy seadragon), 3148 nucleotides long. RefSeq names its product ataxin-7-like protein 3. Gene Ontology annotation, biological process: positive regulation of DNA-templated transcription; regulation of transcription by RNA polymerase II. Gene Ontology annotation, cellular component: SAGA complex; DUBm complex. The coding region runs from base 333 to 1511 and encodes 392 amino acids. Lineage: Eukaryota; Metazoa; Chordata; Actinopteri; Syngnathiformes; Syngnathidae. The transcript is spliced from 15 exons. Gene Ontology annotation, molecular function: transcription coactivator activity. The record is from RefSeq and is a predicted model, not a curated record.
GAUGCUGCAUGGCCGCCUCGCGACUGUCAAGCAGCACAAGACGGCCGUUUGUUUGUUUCGUCAACACCUGCGACAAACAAACAAUAACAACAAACAGAAAUACACAUUGAACUUGUUAUUAUUUUUAUUUGAUUUUUUGUUAGAGAAAGGACGAACAUGGACGUCGACGAAGAUUUCACGCGCUGACUGAGCGAGUCAUGUUGUCUCGUCUGCCGCCGGGGGGAACGGGCCGCUUCCGUGACGAGGAGGAUGAAGAGAGAAAAGCGACUUAACAUCUUAAAACGCCAUCUCGUUACGACACCAUCGAAAAGAUUCAGCAGAGGGAUUUUCAAAUGAAAAUGGAGGAUAUGGCCCUGUCAGGCCCAGACAACACUAGGCUGGAGGCCUUGGUCCACGACAUCUACUCUGAGCUGGUGGAGGACGCCUGCCUGGGCCUUUGCUUUGAGGUGCAUCGCGCCGUCAAGCAUGGCUACUUCUUCCUGGAUGACACCGACCCGGAGAGCGCCAAGGAAUUCGAGAUUGUGGAUCAGCCAGGACUGGACAUCUUCGGCCAGGUGUACAACCAGUGGAAGAACAAGGAGUGCGAGUGUCCCAACUGCAAGCGGCUGAUCGCGGCGUCUCGCUUUGCGCCGCACCUGGAGAAGUGUCUGGGCAUGGGACGCAACAGCAGCCGCAUCGCCAGCCGCAGGCUGGCCAGCAACAACAACAACGUGAGCAAGUCAGAGAGCGACCAGGAAGACAAUGAUGACCUGAACGACAACGACUGGUCAUACGGCGCAGAGAAGAAAUCCAAAAAGAGAAAGUCAGAUAAGAAUCAAAAUUCACCGCGACGAUCCAAAUCACUAAAGCACAAAAAUGGUGAUCUGGGCAGCAAUGUCACUUCAGAAGCUUUCAAGUACAACAACUACAACAACGCCGGGAUCAAUUACGAAACUCUGGGGCCUGAGGAAGUCAGGUCACUCCUGACCACGCAAUGUGGGGUAAUCUCGGAACACACCAAGAAGAUGUGCACCAGGUUGAACACAAGUUGGCAGCAAGACUGGCGAGCCAUCGACCUGCACACGCGCACCUCCAGGUCUCAGCGAUGUCCCCAGCACACGGACGAGCAGAGGAGGAGCGUCAGGGUGUUCCUCCUGGGGCCGUCCGCGUCGUCCCUGCCCGACGUCACAGCGGAGAGCAACACGUUUGAGCUCCAAGGGGACAGUGGUGGGGCUCAGAACCUCAUCAGCCGCCUGCAGUGGGAAGACUCGCCGGAGAUUUCACCCACCGACUCCGCCUCGUCCAGAGCCAGCACCAACCAUUCAGACACUCGCAGGCCGAAGAAAAAGAAGCGAACCUCGCUGGCUUUGAACACCACAGCAGGAGGCGGCGGUGAAGGAACAAGCGGAAAUCUAACGAGUGGCGGCAAUGGCGGUGUCUCGCACAGUAACAUUAGCUUGGCUGCCAAGAAAAAGCGUCCCAAACUUCCUGCUCCUCCUUCUAUUUCCAGUAUCUACGACGACUUGAACUAGCACCAGAGGACAUUUUACCCCACGUCUCUAUGUCAACUUGAGAGGAAGUGUCGGUUUGGAUGAUGCGUUCAGGUGCACCAACAAUCUCGCACACGCACACUCACACACACAUUCCUCUGCUCUCUCUAUUGCUGUGUGUAUUUCAGGUGAAGUGCGACUUGUGUAUAACGUAUUUCCGCAAAUGGUGGCCUCCACUAAACGAUAUACCCCAAAAGAAAAAAAACACCCUCCUCUGAUACAGUACCCCAAAAGCCAAAUCCGAAAAGACAAAUGCCUCCCUUCCAAUAAACACCAUACCCCAAGGACAAACACAAAUCGAUGUCGUACCCUAAAAGACGCCUCCUCUGUAGCCCCACCCUCCAAUAGACACUGUACCCCAAGACAGAUUAAAAAAGACAAACGUCUCCCUCCAACAGAUGCCCUAUCACAAAAGAACAAAUUUAUCCCUCCCUUCAAUAGAUGCCAUACCUAAAAAGACAGAUGUAUCCUUCCAAUUAAGGCUGUACCCCAAAAGACAAAGACCUUCCUCCAAUAGAUGCCAAAGCUCAAAAGACAAAUCGACAACUUUCUCUAACAGAUGCCAUACCCCAAAAGACAAAUAAUAGCUUCCCUCCAAUAGACGCCGUACUCCAAAAGAGAAAUCGACGCCUCCCCAAUAGGUGAAUUUUGUCAUAUUCCAAAAGACAAAUAGACAAGAAGCCACACCCCAUAAGGCACAUAGCACCUCCCUCCAAUAGACACAUCCCUUCAAUUGACACCAUACCCCAAAAGACUGACAUGGGGUCGCGCCACGUUGUAUUACUGGCCACUAUUUGUCGAAAUACGCUACUUUUGUAUACUUAUGUGACAUAUUUUGUUUUGUCAAGAUGAUUGUGACCUGAUUAUUUGAUGUAAAGGAUCCAAAUGGUGAUAUGGUAUUGUACAUGUUUACCACGCACAUGCACACACACUUUGUAUUUGCACAUUUCACUGUCAUGGUGGUUGAGACGGACAAGGUAAGCUCUCGUAUUUUAAAUCUAAUUGUGUAUAUUUUUAUAGUCCCGUGAGGUUUUGUUUGUUUUUUCUUUUCCUGGUGAUGUCAGCGCUAAAUAUCAACAAAUGGGAGAAAAAAAACAAAAAACAUUUUACGAGCGCUGUUCUGCGUUACUGAUGUCUGUAAAUAAACAAAAAGAGUGGAAUUUUUUUUUUUUUUCAAUACUUUUAAUUGGAGACAUCAGACUCCAAAUUGCUUUUUUUCCUCCUAAGUGCCAGAUUAAUCUGUUUCAUUCAUUCAUUUUAUUUACACUGUAUACACAUUGUACACGAAAGACACCAGGCCUGAUAUACUUUCAUGUUACAGUAUCUCAGCCUUUAAAUUAAUUUCUACACGCCACAGAAAAAAAUUUCAUCUUGAAGCAUUGAUAGGGAAAAGCAGCCUCAAAAAAUGGAAAGCAGAAAUAAAAGCUCAAUUAAUCCCAAACUUUAGUCCGUUUUUUCCAUAAAACCUCCACCAAGGAAAUUUGUCUUCAUAACAGUUUGUUAGCGUCUUAGGCAGGAUUAGCCAAAAACUGCCUGACUGGGUCCCGAAGAUGUUUUAUGACGGGGAAGGACAACGGUGGAGGGAACAAGGCGUCAAACAAUGGUGCACUUCUGCUUGG